This is a messenger RNA of Clupea harengus (Atlantic herring), 1082 nucleotides long. RefSeq names its product complement factor H-like. The record is from RefSeq and is a predicted model, not a curated record. Lineage: Eukaryota; Metazoa; Chordata; Actinopteri; Clupeiformes; Clupeidae. The transcript is spliced from 6 exons. Bases 1 to 795 code for a protein of 264 amino acids.
AUGACGAGCAGUCACAGUGAGCUGAGCUGUGUGAACAGUGGUUGGGACAAUGAUAUUCCUGUCUGUGAAGCUGAACAUCAAUGUGCUGCCCCACGUGCUGCUGACAAUGUCAUUUAUCCACAUGUGAAGGAAAACUAUUCAGAUGGACAGUUUCAAGAGUUUAAAUGUGAACCUGGUUACACAUCAGAUUCUGGAAGAAUUAAGUGUGACAACGGACAAUGGGAGAAACCAGAUUGCAAACGAGAAAGUGGUAUAUGUAAUGCUCCACCAGAUGUUGAAAAAGGAAUCAUUGUCCCUUCAUCUGAAAACAUCUACAGGGAUGAGGCUAGAGAAACAUAUACAUGUCAUGAGUCUUAUAAAAUGUAUGGCGUAGAUACAAUUACCUGCAAUUCAGGAAAUUGGACUGAUCCCCCGACAUGCAUUGUGCGUGACAUGUGUGAUAAGCCUAAGGGGGAAAAUAUGAAGUUAAUUCCUGAUGCUGAAGAGUACAGAACUGGAUACCCUGUGACGUACACAUGCAAGUACCCAUUCACUGCAAAACCAGGACGGGAAAUAACAUGCCUGAAUGGCAGGUGGAGUGAUGAAGUAGACUGCACAUUAGUUGCAGGUUUUUGUGGUCCACCACCUGUGGAAGAAUUAUCAGAUGUAGUUGGUACCUCAAAGCAAUACUACAGUCAUGGAGAAAAGGUGAAGUUCAAGUGCCAGGCUGGCUACAUUUUGGAUAGCGGUAGUGAGAAGACAUGUUGGGAUGGAAAAUGGUAUCAUCCAAUCAGAUGUAGACUAAGAAGUGGAUGAGAAGAACAUCGCAUUUGCAGAAUCUAAAGAUGUUCAAUGUUAUGUCAAACUGUCUGCAGAGCGGGGAAGAAGAAAAAUUAUAAUUUUAACAUGGAACAGAACUAUGUUGACGCUGUUCAUUUUCCUUGAAUGUCUCUAAUACACCUAUUUAAGGAAUAUAAGAAUUCAAAGAUGCUGCGUAAAACCUAUAGACAGGGAUAGAAUAACAAACACAUUCUGUAUUAAUUCUAGAUUAUAUUGAUGUAACAGAUUCUAUUCUAUUCUUUGUCAUAAAGAGUUUUAAAUCA